GGUUCUCGUGAGUUACAGUGUCAGUCCUGUGCUCUGGAUUACAACCAGUACUUGAAUCAGAUGUUGCGGUAGUAUGAUACUGCAAUCAUAAUUGUGUAUUGAGGUUCCAGGGUUUUGUCAUGACCAUCCUUGCACUCUGCGACAUAAUUCUUAUUCGGAAACCUCGGGUUACUGAAUCCUGCUUACUACAACCCUCUGAAUUGGAGGGAUCCGUCCUCCAUGGCCAAGGUCACCCCGCCCCCAUGGUCGAAAUGACACCUCGGUAAACGCUUCGAAUAGAGGCGCCCUGCUCCAGGAUCGAAACCUGCUUCUCGAAAAGCACUUUCUCAACCCCGGGGCUGAAUACCUCUGGCCGGUCUGGGUCUUCCGGCCAAUCUACGAUCCUUUCGGCGCGUGGCUGCCCCCCUUUGCUUUUUUGACGGACAAUGUUGGGGUGAGACCACUUGUCAUAAGCCGAUAACAGAAGCUCCAGAUGGAAAACCAGGUAACUUUUUUUGGGAUGUGAUGUGAUGUGAUAAGUUCUGGGGUGGGGGAAGAGCCUAGAUGGGGAUGUGUUUGUUUGUCAUUGUUUCUCGGCCCGUGCGGUAGGAGCCGAGACUCGGGUUGGGGGAUGGGGUGGCUUGUCUACCCCGCUCAUUCCUCUCCGUUGAAUCGCGAGUUCUGAUUGUCUGGAUUAGAGAGUAUAAAGGGGUUUGAGAAGUACCCUUUUGUCUGGAACCCAUUGCCAACAGGCUUUCCUCGUAAUACACCGUAUCUCCGGUUAAACUCCUUUUUUCACAGAAUUCACCAUGGGUACUGGGCCGAUUCGAACUGCCUUGAAGGUGGACUUUGGCAGGCCUGCCCAAAAACAACCAUACUUUCACGUGAGAUUCAAUUCUCUUGGGCUUUUGGCAGGAGACUAAUGAAUGCAUAGAACCGCUGGCAUCCAGAUAGUAAUCUACCGCUUCAUACUUUGAUCCUUGGGUUGCUGUGUGCUAACUGCCAUAGUUCCCGCUGUUGGAAAGAUUGCUCCAGGAGAAAUUGUAAAGGUGGAAUGCGUUGACUGUUCUGGCGGCCAAAUCAAAAACGAUGACUGCGCAGACGACGCGAGGGACUGUGACCUUACACAGCCACAUUAUCUCUCUGGACCCUUCGAGAUUAAAGGUGCAGAUCCCGGUGACGUCUUGGUUGUUGAGAUUCAAGAUGUGCAGCCAUUCGAAGAUAGGCCAUGGGGGUUCACCGCCGUAUUCGACAGGCAUAAUGGAGGCGGAUUCUUGGACGACCAUUACCCACGGGCCGCAAAAGGUGAGGUAGAUGCUCCUUCCUGCUAUCUUCUGCCUACCUAUCUCAUAGCUAACGGCUACAAAAGCAAUCUGGGACUUUGAAGGCAUUUUCUGCUCAUCCAGGCAUAUCCCGCACGUUCGAUUCCCAGGCCUAAUACACCCAGGAAUCAUGGGCUGCGCACCAUCUGCCGGUGUCCUAGCAGAGUGGAACCGCAGGGAAUCUGAGCUGGUCGCCGCGAGUGCUCCUGGCCGGGUAGUAGCCCUACUCCCACAGCCUGAGAACGUUCACGCAGGUUCCGCUUCCGAGGACCUGAAAGCGAGGAUUGGUAGAGAAGGGGCAAGAACCAUCCCCGGACGUCCCGAGCACGGUGGGAACUGCGAUAUCAAGAAUUUGAGUAGAGGGUCAAAAACCUACCUCCCGGUGCACGUCCCCGGUGCAAAGUUCUCUGUGGGGGACUUGCACUUCUCGCAGGGCGAUGGGGAGAUUAGCUUCUGCGGCGCUAUCGAAAUGGCUGGAAUCAUAACUUUUAAGUUUGGGCUUAUGAAGGGGGGUAUUCAAGAUCUUGAUAUGAAGAGUCCGAUCUUCUGCCCCGGCCCUGUGGAGCCACACUUCAGUCCCAGCCGGAUGCUCACUUUUGAGGGGUUCUCUGUGGAUGAGACUGGAAGACAGCAUUACAUGGAUGUCACAGUUGCUUACAGGCAGACGUGCCUUAGGGUAAUUGAAUAUUUGAGAAGGUUUGGAUACUCGGGUGAGCAGAUUUAUCUGCUGUUGUCUUGCGCCCCGGUCCAGGGACACGUUGCUGGAAUCGUUGACGUAAGAUAGAUUUAGGCGGCGAUGUAUGAUUCGGUGCUGACUGAGAAUGAUAGAUUCCAAACGCGUGCACAACCAUGGGUAUCCCAAUGGACAUUUUCGACUUUGACAUAUCACCCGGCGCACCGAUCCCGGAGUUGGACAUGGGCUCUUGCGCGUACACUUCUGAUAGGAGGUAAACUCGAGAACAUGGUUCCAUCUUGGGGAGUGUCUGCGGUUUUGGGAAAUGGCCUUUUUCCAUAUAUUCUAUUUUUAACUACGCCCUGAUUUGGGCAAUCAAUAAAUUAAAAUUUCUGGUUUCAGGU
Tuber aestivum (summer truffle) is the source of this 2378-nucleotide messenger RNA. The record is from the annotation of a GenBank genome assembly. NCBI's taxonomy places the organism in Eukaryota, Fungi, Ascomycota, Pezizomycetes, Pezizales, Tuberaceae.